ACAUAGCUGUCACCCCAUCCUAACCGCCUCUUCCAGCGCACAACCCCUUGCGCCUGUCUGUCGUCUCUCCUCCCUCCGCACUGAAAACCCCCUUCUUCCCGUCUCCACCGCCCCAAUUGCAAACUCCCUGAUCAGAUUCCUCCUCCCUCCUCUGAUCAUUAGGCCAGCAAAUCACAGCAAGGUGUUGCUAUAUAUGGUAAGGUAGUGUGCUUCGCCACUGCCAAGGGGGAAAGCGCUCGGCGGCGGCGGCGCAAUCAAACCGGGCGCUCUAGAUCACCAAAUCGGCAGUCCCUCCGAGGCUCAACGAAGCUUUAGCUUAAGUCUGCCGGGGCGGGGGGCGUGAUGGCGGCAGCGGCGGCGUCGUCGUCGGGGUCGCCGUACAGGUCGCGGUUCGGGGACACGACGCUGACGAAGGUGUUCGUGGGCGGGCUGGCGUGGGAGACGCCGUCGGAGGGGCUGCGGCAGCACUUCGAGCAGUACGGGGACAUCCUUGAGGCCGUCGUCAUCACCGACCGCCUCACCGGCCGCUCCAAGGGCUACGGAUUCGUGACGUUCCGGGAGCCGGAGGCGGCGCGCCGGGCGGUGCAGGACCCGAACCCGACGAUCACCGGGCGGCGCGCCAACUGCAACAUUGCCUCGUUGGGGCCGCCGCGCCCCGCCCAGCCUCGAGGAAGGGCGUCCCCCGGGGCCCACUUGCAGGGACCUCCUCCGGUGGCCCUGGGCCCGCAUUACAUGGCCAGGGCUCCACAGCAGCAGAUGGGCAUGGUGCCCAGCCAAGGUCCUGCGAUCUACAACUACAACCCUUCGCAAUACGGGUACUGGUACCCACCUGACUAUCAAUACCAACAGGCCAUGAUGAACCCUCAAGUGCUGCAGAACUACUACGCGCAGCUGUAUGGGUUGGCGCCAUCGCCGACAGGGCCACCACCCUACCAUCAAUAUGUUGGGUACAUGCCAACUCCGACUCCGAGGGCGGUACUCUCGCCGGCACAGCAGCUCGCGGGGCAGCCGUACGUGCCCCAUCUGACGGCUGCGCAGAUCCAGGGCUCCUUCGUACAACAAGUGCCUUCUCUUCCGCACAACUUUGCGCUGCAGCUGCCCCCCCAUGCAGUGUCCAUGUCAGUGAUGACUCCCAACGCAACAGAUGUUCAACCGGCUAGCCAGACUUCCUCUGCGGCUGUGGCAACGAACGCGAACGGCCCUCAUCAGGGUGCCUGAUGUGCCAGCUCAUGGCUGGAAAAGGAGAUUAUUCUUGUUGAUUUGAUUUGAAAUACCUUCGGAACUACUGACUGCUUUCUGCUUUCUCGGCUGGGGGAUAGGAAAAUUGGCGAAAGUGAGUUCUCUUCUCCAUCUCGACCGAUCUGGUGCGGACGAAGUUAUUGAUGGUCUGUAACAGUCUCUCAGGAUGCUUUUGACUAGAAUGACAAAGGAUAAACAUCUUGUCCUUUUAUUAAUCCCUAUUCAUUCUUCGGUUUUGACGACAUACUGUAUUAAAAAUCGCCGAAUCAUGCUAUUUUUUUUU
Molecule: messenger RNA, 1522 nt
Organism: Brachypodium distachyon (stiff brome)
Lineage: Eukaryota; Viridiplantae; Streptophyta; Magnoliopsida; Poales; Poaceae
Product: RNA-binding protein 24
Exons: 6
Coding region: 343-1218 (291 amino acids)
Molecular function (GO): RNA binding
Source: RefSeq, a predicted model, not a curated record